This is a messenger RNA of Homarus americanus (American lobster), 891 nucleotides long. Its product is annotated as glycine-rich cell wall structural protein 1.0-like. NCBI's taxonomy places the organism in Eukaryota, Metazoa, Arthropoda, Malacostraca, Decapoda, Nephropidae. The transcript is spliced from 5 exons. Bases 1 to 891 code for a protein of 296 amino acids. The record is from RefSeq and is a predicted model, not a curated record.
AUGACAGGGGAAUUACGAGAGAUUGAGGCUUGUUUUGCCAACAGAGUAGAAUAUGCUGGGUUUAAGUGUUCAGGUACGGACCCAACAGACCUUCAGAUCAUUAACUGUGCCCACAAUUUGAUUGAUCAUAAGGACCCUCAGUCGGAGGCAUGGUAUAUUGCAGAAUAUGGGGAGAUGAGUAAGAUCUCUGGGCAGAUUAUAAAAAAGCUUGGAGGUCACAUUAAACCAAAAUGUCCAAGUAUUAAUUAUCAUCACCACAGUGUUUCAGCGGCUCCUGACGGAAGUGCUCCUGCUACGGGUUACAAGCCUAUUAUACCUUCUACGCAGGUGUUCCUGGGCGUGACCCUGCUAGCAGUGUCUUGCCUGGCCGUGCCAGGCUAUGGUGGAGGUGGCGGCGGACGUGGAGGUGGAGACGGCCGUGGAGGAGGUGGCGGCCGUGGAAGUGGCGGCGGUGGCUAUAGUGGAGGGGGUAGUGGUGCAGCGAGGGGUGGAGGUGGUGGCAGAGGCGGCGGUGGUGGAACCGGCGGUUAUGGUGGAGGUGGUUCAGGUGGCAGCGGAGGUGGCUUCGGUGGAGGAAGCUUCGGUGGCGGUGGUUAUGGUGGAAGCGGUUUCAGUGGAGGCGGUUCCGGUGGAGGCGGGGGAGGUUUUGGCGGAGGAGGCUUCAGUGGAGGUGGUUAUGGUGGAAGCGGAUCCGGUAUUGGUGGUUCCGGAGGUGGCGGCUACGGUGGAGGAGGCUCCGGACGUGUCUUUGGUGGAGGAGGCUUCGGUGGGGGUGUUGGAGGUGGCAAUAGAGGAGGUGGUGGAGGUGGCUCAGGUGGCGGUGGAUAUCGAGUAUCUUUUGCUAGCUUAAGGCUGCCCGUCGUACCCGACGACGACUCUGCUUCAUUAUGA